AUGGAUUUUCUCCAGAUCGUGGCCUCGUGGCCAACGCCCAACUACGACCACCCGGUCAGUCGCGGUGAUGGCAUGGUCAUCGCGAGCGCUGUCUUUGGUGCUGUCGGAACAAUCGCAACCGCAUUGCGCCUCUACACAAGAGGUUGGAUCACUCGGACGCUGGGCGCGGACGAUGUUCUCAUCUUCUUUGCCUGGGUUUGGUCGGUAGCAAUGUACAUCUGCCUGUCAAUCGCAUCGCGGUCGUAUGGCUUCAACAUCCACAUCUGGGAUCUUCCCUUUGACAAAAUGCCAACGGCCAACAUAUACAGCCUGAUCUUUCAAGUCACCUUUGCGUUAGCAUCAUCCCUAACAAAGCUAUCGCUGCUCUGGUUUUGUCGACGCAUCAUCGGCGACGGCCGCAAAAUCAGCUGGGGCUUCCACGACACUGCCAUUGUGUUUGUCAUGAGCCUUAUCGUCGUAUUUGCGUCGAUAUAUAUCAUCCUGUUGCUUGUGCAAUGCCGCCCGCUCAAAGCCCUAUUUGACAUCCUACCCAAGUAUCCUCACACGUGCAGCAUCAACAGCCACGAGCUCACAUACGCCGCCAGCAUCGCCAACACCAUCACCGACCUACUAACAACGAUGAUUCCGGUAACCUUGGUGGGCACAUUGCAUCUACCCUACCGACAGCGCAUUGCCAUCAUGACCAUCUUCUUGCUCGGCGUGUUCGUGAACGUUGCCGGCGCACUCCGCACUUAUUACGUUCAUCGGAGCAUGGUGGUCACUAAUUUGGAUCGCUCAUGGACUGGAUGGCCGACAUGUAUUUCGGCAAUUGUCGAGAUCGGUCUCGGAUUGAUCGUCACCUCAGUCCCUGCUUUGCGCCCCUUUCUCAACCGCUUCAUUCCCUCAUUUCUCGAAUCCACUCGCCGAAAAUACUUCUUCAACAACAAAUACCUCACGCCUAACACGUCGGAGCGAAGCCGAAGCCGGAAAAGCAGUAGCGGACGUCGUUCGCGCAGCAUAUUCCACCUGUCGACGAUCGACAAAUCAUGGAACAAGUCAUGGCACAAGGAUACCAAUUUCACCAGCAACAUAACGUCGAACGACAUUGAGUUGCUCGAGCCAGAGCCCGUCUACGCUGGUAGUAGAGGGAUCAACGUGACCAAGACGGUGCGGCAGGAUUCGACUCAUCGCACCUCGUGGCCGAAAAGCCCGUUUUCUAGUCGCAGCCAACUUGGUAGAGAGGGUGUCGGGCUCAAGAAGAGUUCGGAUAGACUGAAUGUGGUGGACGACGAGGAAAAGUUGACGAGGUUCUAUGAGAGCGAUGCUUCGGGCAAUGGUCGAUAA
This is a messenger RNA of Talaromyces rugulosus, 1323 nucleotides long. RefSeq lists its product as uncharacterized. The coding region runs from base 1 to 1323 and encodes 440 amino acids. The transcript has 4 exons. The record is from RefSeq and is a predicted model, not a curated record. NCBI's taxonomy places the organism in Eukaryota, Fungi, Ascomycota, Eurotiomycetes, Eurotiales, Trichocomaceae.